Colias croceus (clouded yellow) is the source of this 854-nucleotide messenger RNA. RefSeq lists its product as uncharacterized. The record is from RefSeq and is a predicted model, not a curated record. Lineage: Eukaryota; Metazoa; Arthropoda; Insecta; Lepidoptera; Pieridae. Bases 170 to 763 code for a protein of 197 amino acids. The transcript has 2 exons.
AGCAAGUAAUGACUCGGAACUACUUAAUGCAUCAACCAGUGGAGAACAGCAAACUGCUUCUCUCAUUGGCAAUGAAAAUUCUCAGCCUAGAAAAAGAAAUAACAAAUCUAUUGUAAACAUAUUAGAACAGGACAUAAAGAGAAGAGAAAAAAGAGCAGUUGAGAGAGAUAUGUUGAGAAAACAAAUCCUGGAGAGUAAUUAUAAAAAUGUAUCAUCGAGCAACAAAAGCAUGGAAAAGUUUUUCAUGAGCAUGUGUGAUGCCACAUGUGAGCUACCUGAGCAUCUUCAAAUGAGGAUUCAGAGACAACUAUUCAAUAUAGUAAUGGAAGCUCGAGAGCAACAUUUGAUGCAAACACCAAGUUACCCGAGUCCAGGACAUGCUACUAAUUACAAUAUGUCGCCGGCCAGCUCUGUGAAUUUGCCGAUGCGUGCUGUUAGCCCUAGUUCAUUGCGCUCGAACUCAGCAACCUCUGAUUAUUUAAAUUCGCCUGUCCAUUAUUCAUUACAAAGUCCACCGACGGAAUCCAGUACUCCAAUGAUGCCACCAAACACUAAUGAUUCGGACUUGAUUCGUCAGUUUUCACAACAAAACACAGAUAUGUCUACCGACGCACAUUCUUCUGGACAUCAUGUUUAUUCAGUACAAAAUCCAUCACCGGAAUCUAAUUCUUUAAUGACACCGCAGAACACAACUGACAUUUCUACUCAUGAAGACAUCCGUUCCUAUCUUGUGAACUUUGAGUUGACAAAAUAUAAUCAAUAGUGUAAUGAUUACAAUAAGCACUUUACUGUCAUUGGAAUAAGCGAUUAAAAAUUUAAUGAAUAUUUUAUACUUUCAUUUCAUUCUUACCUUA